AUGUCGAAGGUGCUCGCCGACACAGACUACGUGGAUGGUGCAUUGUCUAGGUUGCGGGAGGAGCUUGCUCGGGAGAUCCAGAGGUUGGACGCACGGUUGAACUCGAUGGUACUUUCGAGCAGCGGCGUCGUCGACGUCGAAGUCGUCGAGCUGCAGUCAGUGGACCUCCCGGACCCCACCGAAAACAGCGCACACACCGUCAAGAAGGAUCCGAAUGCAGAGGAUGCCAUUGACAUCACAGCCUCGACCAGCGCCACAAUGCAGUUCUUCGGGCGGGAGGCUGUGAAGGUGGACGCUGUGCCGGUGGCCGCGCAACAGGUCAAAAUGGUCUGCUUCGAUCGGAAGAGCGCCUGGAGUGUACCACUGGUCUUGACGUGGCAGUCGCACAUCUCCGACAGCAUCUUCUCGAUCUUCCUUCUGCUUAUGAAUGCCACGAUGCAGAUCCUCUUCACCAGCAUCCUCUUGUCGUCUUCCUUCUUAGGCAACGACUUCGGGGAGCAUGUCGAAGGGGCUCGGAUCUGGCGGCGGAGCUCUGCGCACGAUGCGAAGAACGUCGACCUAGCGCAGAGGAGUUUGGCCUCUCGGGUCUGCCAUGAGGACGACUCCCUGAUUUUCUCCACGGGCCAGGCCACCCUGGUGGGCGAGAUUAACAGCUUCCUUGGCCUGAGCACGCUGCAGUUCGAGAGCUCUACCUUCGAGCCUGGGGUUUUGCUGGCGGUGCUCUGCAUCUUGCUCUGGAACUUGUGCAUCUACCGCGAGUUCCGCAGCAUCUGGUUGGUUCUGCAGGGCGUCUUCCUAAGCUUGGGCUCUUCGGAACGGCCAGCUCUUUCUGGCCGUGCCGCAGCCAUGGGCUUCGUGUGCUUGGGCCGUGCUGCCAUCGGUAGUUCGCUGCUGGUGGCAGGCAGCCUCUGGCUGGCCGGCACGACGUCCAUCACGGAACUCAUGUUGAACUCCGUGGCACUCGAGGCCGUGUUGCACGUGGACGAGUUCAUCUUCUCCGGGCUGCUGCCGACCCGGCUGCAGCAGCAGAUCCAGGAGCUUCCUCCCGUGCAGGUGAAGCGCGCACGCCGCUGCCACCGCGCCGAGAACCUGGUGCUCGCAUCCUUCCUGGGUGCAUCCUUGCUGCUGCCCUAUGCGCUCCUCCUGCGGCCCCUGUCUCAGCAGAUGCUGCUUGCCAAGCGGGAGCUCUGCUUCGGCGACUUGGACUUCGUCACCUCCAUCAACGACGGCGUUUCCCUGGGGUUCGUUACUCGAAGAAUGGAGGAUGAGGCCAACCGAACCAUCAGCGAGGUUGCAGCCAUGGACUUGGCGUUCCGGAACGCGUCGGAUCCUGCCAGGACGCGCCUCGUGUGGUUAAACGAGGAUCUGACGACGUUCUCCGAGCAGACAAUGGGCCUUCUGGAAGACUGGGCAAGGGAGUCAUCCAAUUGUUAUUCGGCAGAUGAUUACGACCGCUACCAGGAACAGCAAACCAUACUUUUGCCGUCUUUGCUGCAGAUGGCAGCAUUCCAGUUGGGACGGCAGAACGUGACGACCUGUCAGGACAUGCAGGAGUUCUGUGACAGUGUGGAAACCGCCGGGACUCUGCUACGUGUAGCGUGCCCUAGAGUAUGUGGCUGCACGGAUCCACUGGGAUCGCCCCUGCUGCGCGUGAAGCGGUGGGGCUGCUUCCACGUCUGCACCCAGGAGGCCUACGGCUUCAGCCUCAAUCCCGGCCACCCCCAGUAUUACAUGCCGCCGACCUCUCCGGUUGCCUGCCGGGACGCAGCACCGGGGCCCGGUUGGGUGGAGUUCUGGGAUCGGUACUUGGAGGUGGCUUCCUACUACGGGCGCUACGACUACACUGGCCAAAGCGGCCGCAAUCCGGGUCUGCAACUUUUCACCGACUGGGUCGCUUUGGCGAAAGUGGUAGGCUGCCGGGCUCUGCGGGCUAAUCCGGUCGAUGUGUUCAACAUCGAGUGGUGCAGGGGAAAUCCAGCUCUUUUUCGGCCUCUGGCCUGGUUUUGUCCAGAGACCUGUGGCUGCUCCUCUUCAGGCAAUCUCGAGCGAGAUCGCUUCUGUUUUGGCUACGACCACUGCCCCGUGCAUGUGGAGCCAAACGACACAGUAGCGUUUUGGGGGAUGGCUGCCAAGUACGACUUGACCAAAGCCUUGGUCGUACAUUGA
Molecule: messenger RNA, 2166 nt
Organism: Symbiodinium natans
Lineage: Eukaryota; Dinophyceae; Suessiales; Symbiodiniaceae
Source: the annotation of a GenBank genome assembly